Molecule: messenger RNA, 3839 nt
Organism: Hemiscyllium ocellatum (epaulette shark)
Lineage: Eukaryota; Metazoa; Chordata; Chondrichthyes; Orectolobiformes; Hemiscylliidae
Product: GDNF family receptor alpha-2-like
Exons: 9
Coding region: 771-2180 (469 amino acids)
Biological process (GO): nervous system development
Cellular component (GO): external side of plasma membrane; signaling receptor complex
Molecular function (GO): signaling receptor activity
Source: RefSeq, a predicted model, not a curated record
CCCCCCCCCAGUCCACAAGAGUCAAGUUUUUACUCCAGAUCUCAGCUGCAGAGGAGAAGGAAGGCAAUGCCAGGAUUUUCAUGAAGUUAAUUGCAACUGAGCUUCAAAUAGGAGCCAGGCUCCGGUGGGAAAGAGAAUCGAUGCUCUCAUUCUCAGCAAAGAUCUAUAAACCAAGUUAUCAUUUCCAUUCCUUGUGAUCACCAGAACCCCUCUUAAAGGAGACGUCUCUGCCCAGCUCUGAGAGCGGGCGGAGAGCUGGACGAAUUCAAUCCAUCAAAUCAAAGAGGGGGACAGCGGACCACAGUUGGCAAUGAAGGCAUUUUAAUUCCGUCUGGAGCGGAGCUUGGACGUAAGCCCAACAGAGAUGACAAGACUGGAGUGGCGGAAGUGUCCGCUUUAAGGGGAUUGCACAGUAGGAGACACUAUUUGAGAAGGUCGUUGGAAGUGAGGAGCUGUGUGGGGAGCCGGGAGAUUUAGCCGACGCUGCGAACUGGACACAUCGCUUUUACCAGGAGUGAUAUUUAUAUAAAAAAAAUCAAUCUAGUCUCUCCCAGUCAUAGGGAUAGUAACUCCUCCAAUGCGAAUGUUCUGCGUGUUGUGUGAGGAAUGUGAGCUGGGAGAUGGCUGCACGCUCGUUUCAAUGUGGAAUCCAAGGAGCAUCAUCAGUGGACUGAGAAACUGAUGUCUGUUUCCAGUCCAGUUAAAAUCCUCCUCUCACCAAGAGGUGAAACCAUCCCAAAAGUUAACGCCAAAUCUGCUGAGAAUCUACCAUGAUCUGUGUAAACCUCUUCAUCUUUCUGAUUUUUAUAGAUGAGGUGCUGCGAUCAGCUGGGGAUCCUGUCCUGCCGGGGACCUGGAGAGUGGACUGCGUUCGGGCCAAUGAGUUAUGUACGGCCGAAGCGGUCUGCAGCAGCCGCUACCGGACCCUACGACAAUGUCUGGCGGGGAAGGCUGCUAUGCUGUUUGGCCCUGAAGCCAAAAACGAGUGCAUCGCUGCCAUGGUGGCACUCCAACAAAGCCCACUCUUCGACUGCCAAUGCAAGCGAGCAAUGAAGAAAGAGAAACAGUGCCUGGCCAUCUACUGGAGUAUCCAUCACAGUUUCCAGCAAGGUAAUGACCUAUAUGAAAACUCUCCCUAUGAGCCGGUUAGCUCACGCCUGUCCGACAUAUUCCGACUUGCUGCAAUCAGUUCAGGUUUGGAGCCCACUGGAGCCCGAGGAAACCAAUGUUUGGAUGCAGCCAAGGCUUGCAACCUGAAUGACACCUGUAAAAGAUACCGCUCCAUGUACAUCUCCACUUGCGUCAAGCGCACCUCCACCUCCGAUACCUGCAGCCGCCGAAAAUGCCACAAGUCACUGAGGCAGUUUUUUGAUCGCGUGCCUGCAGAGUACAGCUAUCGGUUGCUCUUCUGCUCCUGUAACGACCCAGCUUGUGCGGAGAGACGCCGACAAACCAUUGUACCCACCUGCUCAUAUGAAGACAAGGAGAAGCUAAACUGCCUGGCACUUCAUCAGACCUGUAAGAUGGACCACGUGUGCAGGUCUCGACUCGCAGAUUUCCUGACGAAUUGUCAACCCUCUGCGCAAUCACUGAGUGGCUGUUUUCGUGAGAACUACGCAGCUUGCUUGCUCUCCUAUUCAGGACUCAUUGGAAGUGACAUGACCCCGAAUUACAUUGAUGCAACUGACGUUGUGGUGGCCCCAUGGUGCACAUGCAGUGGUAGUGGAAACCAGAAGGAAGAAUGCGACAAAUUUCUGAACUAUUUCAAAGCAAACACCUGCCUCAGAAAUGCAAUGCAAGCUUUUGGCAAUGGGACAGAUGUGAAUAUGUGGAAACCCAGCUUCCCCACUCGAGCCACAUCACUGCUGAAGACAGAGAAUAUGAUUGAGAGUGCUCAGCCUUCUGAUCACAUCAAGGAGAUUACCACGGCUGAUGAUGCUAACAUUCUCACCAUGUGUUCUGACAUGCAGGGUACUGGACCAAAGUUCAACACUUCUAAAGAACAGUCUCUCUGUCUGCCUGAGACACAGGUUCCUGUGGUAAACAAGAAGAUUGAAGAGAUGGAUAAAAUACACAGCUACGCAGAUCCAAGGAAUGGAUACUCAUUUAGUGCAUGUGUCCGUGCCAGUGGGGCUUGGGUAGCUAUUUCCUUUUUCAUCGUGACAUCCCUGGCAUCCUAAGAGCGUCAGGGAGCCCUUGAAGAUUGGCUAUUUCCAUCUUAUUUCAUUGAAAAGUGAUACCCCUGAGGAGAUAAUAAAAAGACAACAAAUUGAAUUUUAAGGGAAAGAGGGCAAGGGAAGGUUGUGAUUGCUUUGGUAGAAUUGUCCCAACAAAGUCUUGGUCCCCAAAGCAUUGGCUUUUCACAGAUGCAAUGCUGUGAGCAUUUUGGGACCUUACUUCCUUCAAGAAGCAAAAAAGAGUGACUGCCUCUUCAAGCCUAGCUGUAUGCCGGAAUCCUCAGCACUGGGCUGCUUAUUGGACUUGAGUAACCAGUUAGGCUUAAGCAAAGCCUUCCGAAUUGGAUCACCAUACAUUCCUCACCCAACGGCCAAGGCCGAAGGACAGGAUUCUAAUUUGGUGACAUGGCUGCAAUGAUUUAAUGGUUGUAUAAAACCACUACUCGUUUUAUUGUAUGUACGUUUUAUUCCCCCAUGUGAUGUUCUUGGAGUUGAGGAAAGGUUCUGGUGUGUUAGAAUUACCACUCUUUUCUACACUCAAAAUCAUUUAUACCGAUGAGAACAUAAGAGAUCUAUUUACCUGUAAAAAAAAUGUUUUCUCUUUUGUUUCUGAACUUUCUAGAAGUGUGUUUCAUGUAGUAAUAGUUGUCUACCCCAGCUUGCAUUGCUUCUGCGAGCUGCUUGUGGAAUUAUACCAUUAUUAAAUAGUGUAUUAUUUCAAUAUCAUAAACAGGAAUAUAUCUCUACCAAGGAAACUACUUAAGACUUCAUCUGUUAUUUUCUUUCUUAAUUCUCUUGUUAGUUGAAGUAGCAUUUAAAGAAACAAUGUUUUAGUGGUGCAUUUGAGAGAGGAAGUGGUCAGUUCAAGAAUAAAGUUACCUUCAGCCUGCCCUUUAGAAACUAUUUCACAGCAGAAGAGAGCUCAGUAAAUAUAUUGUCAAAGCCAAACUCUGCAUAUUCACACUAGAGUUGGGAAGCACCCUCGAGUAAAAGAUGAGAUCUCACUUUGAGCACUUGUGGCCACGUGAAUCAUUUUCUAACACUUUCUGAUAGUAACUGCUCUCUGACUAAGGCUACCAUCUGAGAAAAUGUUGGUGGCAUGAAAUGAAGUUGUGACAGAAUCAGGAGGAAUUAGAGCCUGUAUCACUAAUUGAUCUGUUUGUGACCUCCAUUUUUCAACCUUUACUCCACAUCCCUCAAUACCCUGAAAUGAAUACUCCAAAUUGACUACCAACAUCCAUAGCCUUUUGGAGAAAGACACUCAAAUUCCUUCUGCAAAUUGUGUGAAAAAUUUGCAGAUUCAACUCCUGAAAUACCUAGUGUGCACAACUACUGAGUAUUAAACUAAAUAACACUGCAGGAAGGGAGUUGCAAAGUGAUAAUGAAGUGAACAAGUGAACUAAAAUAUUGAGCCAUUAUUCUGGGGACAUGGGUCGAAAUUUCACCAUAGGAGAUGGUGGAAUUUGAAUUUCAUAAAAUCUAGAAUCAAAAGCUGGAAACUACCAGAUGUAUACACCUGGUUCACCAACGUCGAGUACAGAAGGAAAUCUAUCAUUCUUGCCUGGUCUGGCCUGCUUGUGACUCCAAACCAACAGCAAUGUGGUUGACUCUUAGAUGCUUUCUGGGUCACCAGGAUGGGCAACAAAUGCUAGCCCAGUCAGU